Molecule: messenger RNA, 474 nt
Organism: Aspergillus brunneoviolaceus CBS 621.78
Lineage: Eukaryota; Fungi; Ascomycota; Eurotiomycetes; Eurotiales; Aspergillaceae
Exons: 1
Coding region: 1-474 (157 amino acids)
Source: RefSeq, a predicted model, not a curated record
AUGAUGAAUGCACCGAUAGUUUUUGAGAUGCUCCCAGAUAGCCGGCCUGCACCACGCUGGAGGCACACGUAUGCAGAUCAUGUCGCGAUGGUGGUUGACAAGAGAUCCGGGACCCAAUACGGAUACGCAAUAAUAAAGCACCCGUACUGGCAGAUGUACAGCAUCUUCUGCGACGAUGCAGAUGUCCGAGAUUCCCAGUGGAUAGCAGUUCAAGAACUGCUCUUGACCGUUAUCGAGCAAGGACGGAAGAAACACCCCGACCUGCUACCUUUGAUGGGAAGUAUUGAGACGCCCAAGUGGGUGCAGUUCUAUCGAGAGCUGGCUCCAGACGAUGAUGACAAAGACAGAGCCUAUGGCCUUUACCAGUACAACCUCGGAGGCAAGACGAGGUUCUUUAGAGACCAGGACGAGGACGAGCUGACACAGCUGUGGUAUAUAGCACCGGGCAUCGACUUUGGCUGGAGCUUCAAUUGA